Molecule: messenger RNA, 1770 nt
Organism: Plectropomus leopardus (leopard coralgrouper)
Lineage: Eukaryota; Metazoa; Chordata; Actinopteri; Perciformes; Serranidae
Product: kelch-like protein 10
Molecular function (GO): protein binding
Source: RefSeq, a predicted model, not a curated record
UCUCACAGAGGUGAAAUGGAGAAAACGAUAAGUGACACGACUUCAGUCUUGACUGAACUCCGUCAGGAGGGAACACUGUGUGAUGUGGUGAUCAAGGUGGGUGACGUCGAGUUUGAAGCCCACAAGAUCAUCCUCUGUGGCUGCAGUUCGUACUUUCGCACCCUCUUCACCGGUGUCUGGGCGACCCCAAACAAACAGAUGUACACCAUCCCUGGGGUGUCACCCAAGAUGAUGCACCUGAUCAUGAAUUAUGCCUACACCCACACUGUUACCGUGACUGAGGAUAAUGUGGUGGAGCUUUUGGCAGCUGCAGACCAGUUCUUGGUCACAGGGAUCGUUAGGACCUGCUGCACCUUCCUGGAGAACCUGCUGUGCCUGGAGAAUUGCAUCGGCAUCUGGAGGCUGAUGGACUGGUACCACCUCCCUGAGCUGAGGCGCAAGGUCUACCUCUACAUCCUGCACCACUUUGAGGAGAUAGUUUUUGUCUCACAGGAGCUCCUGGAGCUCUCUGUGCAGCAGCUGGCUGCCAUCAUCGAGAACGAUCACCUCAAUGUGAGACAAGAAAACACCGCGUUCGAGGCCGUCCUCCGCUGGAUUAACCACCAGCCAGACCAGAGACGAGGUCACAUCUCUGAGCUGUUGCCCAAAGUACGGCUUGGCUUGAUGGCUGCAAUUUACCUCCAAAAAGGGGUGAUGGAAAAUGCUGUAGUCAAGGAAAGCAUUGAGUGUAUCCCCAUCAUCAAUGAUGCAGUGACGGCAUUGAUAAAUUUAAGGAAUGGACCUUUAAAAUCUGCCUACAGUAACCCACUGAGCCGCCCUCGCCUGCCCUCUAGCAUCUUAUUGGUCACCGGAGGCAUGGAUGACAGUCAUGCUGUGACCAGUGUCGAUGCGUAUGAUGCCCGAGCGGACUGCUGGGUCACUGUGAACACUGGAGAUUUUUGUUGCUCACAUCACGGUACUGCUGUCCUCAACAGCUUUGUGUUCCUAAUCGGUGGCAGCUGCGAUGAAAAUUCCUUUUUGAACAAUGUGCAGAAGUUUGACCCUUUCACCUGCACAUGGCACCAGGUGGCACCCAUGAAUUACUCCCGCUGCUAUGUUAGCGUUGUUGUGCAUGACGGGUGCAUUUACGCCAUUGGAGGCGCCAAUGGACGAUCUUGCUACAGCAGUGUCGAGUGCUACAAGCCUGAGACUGACCGCUGGACCAUGAUGGCACCCAUGCAUUCAAAGAGGUGUGGGGCCGGUGCUACGACUCUAAAUGGCAAGAUCUACAUUUGUGGGGGUUUCAACGGGACUCGUAGCCUCUGCACGGCUGAAUGCUACAACCCAGACAUCAACCAGUGGACCAUGAUCAACCCCAUGAGGAGCCGCCGAAUUGGCUUAGGAGUCGCUGCCUACAAAGGCUUCAUCUAUGCACUUGGUGGCACCACUGGCGGGAACUCCCACCUGUGCACUGUGGAGGUCUACAACCCUCAGACCAACAGGUGGAGCUACGCACCAUCCAUGCGCAACUCCCGCAGCUACUUUGGCAUCGAAGUGUUAAAUGACCAGCUCUUUGUGGUCGGAGGAUACGACGGCUUCACCACUCUGUCGUCUGUGGAGCGCUACGAUGAGGAGGCCGGUAUGUGGUACCGAGCCUCUGACAUCGAGAUGCCCCGCCGGGGCCUGAGCUGCUCUGUGCUGCACGGACUCCACAGCGUAGCAGAGAACUUGUUCCCUCGUUGUUCCCUGACACCCCCCAACGCAGAGGAAGCUGCAGGAGGAUCCAUGUGA